AACGUUAAAUUUAAUCAGUAUUUAACGUUAAAUGUAAUCAGUAUUUAACGUUAUUGUUGCGCUCAGGCUUCUCCAAUCUGCCUGCCCCGUUACGCUGCUGCUCUCCUCCGGUGACCCGGUCGAUAGUCCGGAUGGUGAGGGCAUCUGUCAAUCCGCUGCACGCUUCCGCCAGACGAUCCUCGGCAAUCCCACCCUCCUCGUCCGUGUCUGGGAGACUAGCCAGUGUGAUGCGUGCUGUGGCCGCCAGUCUCCGUGUGAUUCGGGAAGCACACAUCGCAGCGCUCCAGUCCUUUUGCCGGCUGUGGCAGUCUGCUUCGUCGCCGAGCCGAAUACAUGCUGAAAACGCCGAUCUCCACAAGGCUGAAUGCUCUUUCGCUGUAUUGCCAAUCGCAGUCAAGGUUUCCGUUUGGUAGGCAUUGUCUUUCCUCCGAUCUGUGACUUCGUCUUCAGAUACUGCGACUGUUUUUGUAAUUCUCGGACUUAGACGCUGCGAGGGCUGGAAAGAUGUAAACCUCCCUUGGCUUUUAGUGUAGCCGCAUAUUGCCGUGGUUUCCAGCCUGUUUUUACUGGGAGCACUGAGAUGCGCUACGCUGCGUGAGACCGCACUGGCAGCUGGAGCGGACUGUGCCGAUCUCUGCUGAAUUACAGUACACCAACUCUAAACAGCCGUGUGAGGUAUCCAAGAUGUCAAAUCAAACCAGGUUCAAAAAGGACAAGGAAAUAAUUGUGGAGUACGAGGGUCAAGUGAAAGAGAUCCGGUCCCAGCUGGUGGAGCAGCAGAAAUGCCUGGAGCAGCAGACGGAGAUGAGGGUGCAACUCCUCCAGGACCUGCAGGACUUCUUCCGGAAGAAGGCAGAAAUCGAGGUGGAGUACUCCCGAAACCUGGAGAAGCUGGCGGAGCGCUUCAUGGCUAAGACACGCAGCACCAAGGACCACCAGCAGUACAAGAAAGACCAGAACCUGCUGUCCCCAGUUAACUGCUGGUACCUCCUACUGAACCAGGUGAGGCGGGAGAGCAAGGACCAUGCCACCCUCAGUGACCUGUACCUGAACAAUGUCAUCAUCCGUUUCAUGCAGAUCAGUGAGGACUCCACUCGACUCCUCAAGAAGAGUAAGGAGAUAGUCUUUCAGCUCCAGGAGGACUUGAUGAAAGUUUUAAAUGAGCUGUACACCGUGAUGAAGACGUAUCACAUGUACCACACAGAAAGCAUGAGUGCCGAGUGCAAACUGAAGGAAGCUGAGAAGCAGGAAGAGAAGCAGGUGGGGCGAGCAGGGGACCCUGUCUUCAGCAUCCGCAUGGAGGACAAGUAUCAGAGGCGCAGCUCCAUGAAGCGGAUCGAGAAGAUGAAGGAGAAGCGCCAGGCCAAGUACUCUGAAAACAAGUUGAAGCUAAUCAAAGCACGGAAUGAGUACCUUCUAACUCUAGAGGCAACAAAUUCCUCCAUGUUCAAGUACUACAUUCAUGACUUGUCUCAUUUAAUUGAUUGCUGUGACCUGGGUUACCAUGCCAGUCUGAACCGGGCACUGCGCACCUACCUCUCAGCGGAGUACAACCUGGAGACAUCCCGCCAUGAGGGCCUGGACAUCCUGGAGAAUGCUGUGGACAGCCUGGACUCCCGCAGCGACAGACAGCGGUUCAUGGAAAUGUACCCCACCGCCUUCUGUCCCCCGAUGAAGUUUGACUUCCAGCCACACAUGGGUGAUGAGGUGUCACAUAUUACUGCCCAACUUCCUGUACAAGCUGAACUUGUGCUGAGGGUUCAGCAGCUGCUGUCCCGUCUCGCCACGCUGAACAUUGAGAAUGAAGAGAUCAAGAAGACACUGGAGGCCACCCUGACCACCAUCCAAGACAUGGUAUCUGUGGAAGACUAUGAUGUUUCUGAGAGUUUUCACCACAGCCGCUCCACAGAGUCAGUUAAAUCAGCUGUAUCCGAGACAUACCUCAGCAAGCCAAGCAUGGCAAAGAGGCGUGCCAACCAACAGGAGACUGAGCAGUUCUACUUCAUGAAGUUCCGCGAGUUUAUGGAGGGCAGUAACUUGAUCUCCAAGCUUCAGGCUAAGCACGAUCUGCUGAAGAGGACUCUUGGAGAAGGUCAUCGGCCUGAGCACAUGACUACCAGAGAAUCGUGUUUGAUCUGCUCCCUUUUUCUCUUCUGCCUCAUCUCAACAUGUAGCCGUAGCCGACGGAACUCUCACUCCAGAAACCAGGACUCUGGCCAAGCAAUCCCUUGUCUGGUUGAGAGCUGCGUCCGCUUCAUUAAUCUCUAUGGCCUUCAGCACCAGGGCAUAUUCCGGGUGUCCGGGUCCCAGGUGGAAGUUAACGACAUCAAGAACUCGUUUGAGCGAGGCAACGACCCACUGACAGAUGAUGAGAACAACCAUGACAUCAACUCAGUGGCUGGGGUUCUAAAGCUCUACUUCCGGGGCUUGGAAAACCCACUCUUUCCCAAAGAAAGAUUCAAUGACCUGAUUUCCUGUGUCAGAAUGGAGAAUCUUUAUGAGAGAGCCCUGUACAUCCGAAACAUUCUGGUGACCCUGCCAAGGUCCGUCCUCAUACUGAUGCGCUACCUUUUCUCCUUCCUGAACCACUUAUCCCAGUACAGCGAUGAGAAUAUGAUGGACCCAUACAACCUGGCCAUCUGCUUCGGACCCACACUGAUGCCCACCCCCGACAUCCAGGACCAGGUGUCCUGCCAGGCACAUGUCAACGAGAUUGUCAAGACCAUCAUCAUCCACCAUGAGACCAUAUUUCCUGACUCCAAGGAGUUGGAAGGACCCGUGUAUGAGAAGUGUAUGGCAGGGGGUGACUACUGUGAUAGUCCCUAUAGUGAGCAUGGCACCCUUGACGAGUUGUACCAGGAUGGGGACACACAUACAAGCGAGGAUGAGAGUGAGCCCAUUGAAGCCAUCGCCAAGUUUGACUACAUGGGCCGCUCAGCCCGCGAGCUGUCCUUCAAGAAGGGUGCCUCCUUGCUGCUGUACCAGCGUGCCUCCAACGACUGGUGGGAGGGACGGUACAAUGGAGUUGAUGGCUUGGUGCCUCACCAGUACAUCGUGGUGCAGGAUGUGGAUGACACCUUCUCGGAUACCAUGAGCCAAAGGGCUGACAGCGAGGUCACAGAUGGCAAUGGCUCUGGGAAGGACACAGGCUCCCUGAUUGACAGACCCCCAGAGACAUAUGUCAGCAGACACAGGAAGAGGAUGGAUGCUUCCACUCGCGGGCCUCCUGGGCCACUAGAGACAGGCUCAUCCAGUGGGCCCUGUAGCCCAAGGGACCUCCUGCGGGGGCGCCAUAUGGUAGCCCUGGACAGCCCUGGGCAGCGGCGAAAGACUGGAAGGCACGAGUCACUCCAGAAAACAGAGAGCCCUCCCAUUCGCCAUUCCCCCUCUUCAGGCCAGUAUGGCUGCCUCUCCGAGCCCCUUGGAAAGCCGCUAGACCCAGAUACCAUCGCUCAGGACAUAGAGGACACGAUGAAUACGGCCUUGAAUGAGCUACGGGAGUUGGAGCUUCAAAGCUCAAGCAAGCCGGCCCCAGAUGUGGUGCUGGACACGUUGGAGCAAAUCAAGAACGCCCCCCCACCUGCUAGUCUGCCACCUCACAGCCCCCUCCGCAGCCUGCUCCUGCGCCCAUCAGAGGCAGCAACCCUAUACCGUGGCCCUGGCUCAUCUUCCGACUCCUUAGCCACCUUCAGGCCCGCCGUGGCUCCCCGCAUGGGAGUCCAGCUCAGGCCUCCUAUUCUGCGGCCCAAGCCCCUGGUGCUUCCCAGGCCAGGCACAUCCCAGCCGACAGCCCCCACUUUGCAAGGGCCUCUGGACAAGACCUGCACUAUGUGACUCCUCCCCUAGUCACUUUGGAAUGAUGCACAUUAUCCCUGUCGUUGAAGUCAUUGGUCAUAAGCUAAAUUAGGCAUCUCUAAACUGCUUAGAUAAAGGGGGAAGGGACACUACAAUGACUGUUACAAGUUAAUGAAAGAAUGUAUCAGAUGACAGAUAUGUCUCCAGUUAUUAUUGAAUUUGUAAACCUGUCUACAGGGGAUUAUUAUAUUGCUCUGUUAGCCACCAUAGUGAGAGCAUUUAUUUUAUGUGCAAGAAAUAGUUAUAAAGGUGUCUUUUGGAGAAUAGUUUUAACUUAGCAUAUUAUAAAUACAUAUUGCUAUAAUACAAUGAUAUUUGUAAGACAAUUCUAGUUAAAAUGCAAUAAAGAACACAUCACAAAGGUUUCCUAUAUGGUUAGGUGACUUCUCAGUGGUAGCUGUAACGAGAGUUCCCCUUCCCUUGGUGUGAGUUUGAAUUGGGGUAUUGUAGGAAAUGUAGUCUAUUACUCUAAAUAUGUUCGCCUGAACUGUAAUGCUGCCAUUUGUGAUUUAUACAGCCUUUUAUAUGACCGCCACAUAGAAAUCGAAGCCUUCCCUUUGUCCUGAAUAAAGUUUAACAGCAUCUCUGCUAAGCAGCUC
Molecule: messenger RNA, 4454 nt
Organism: Paramormyrops kingsleyae
Lineage: Eukaryota; Metazoa; Chordata; Actinopteri; Osteoglossiformes; Mormyridae
Source: RefSeq, a predicted model, not a curated record